Molecule: messenger RNA, 453 nt
Organism: Lithohypha guttulata
Lineage: Eukaryota; Fungi; Ascomycota; Eurotiomycetes; Chaetothyriales; Trichomeriaceae
Gene: GCV3
Product: glycine cleavage system H-protein subunit
Exons: 3
Coding region: 1-453 (150 amino acids)
Biological process (GO): protein lipoylation; glycine decarboxylation via glycine cleavage system
Cellular component (GO): mitochondrion; cytoplasm; glycine cleavage complex
Source: RefSeq, a predicted model, not a curated record
AUGGCGAGCUGGUGCGCGAAGGACGUUCACAACGAGGUCAGCCUGUACGACGAGUUUGCAACCAUGACAACAAGAAUAAUGGUUAAGAAAUAUACUGAAGAACACGAAUGGAUUGAAAUGGAUGAAGGUGGAAAGAUUGGCACAAUGGGUAUAACCGAAUACGCUGCCAAAGCCCUCGGAGACGUCGUCUACGUCGAAUUACCUGAAGUCGGAAUGGAAUGCAACAAAGGCGACACCAUCGGCGCCGUCGAGUCUGUCAAGUCAGCCUCGGAUAUCAUGUCUCCAGUAUCAGGCAAGAUCGUUGAAUCAAACGAGGCUUUGAGCGAUAAGCCAGCGACCAUAAAUAAAGGUCCCGAAGCUGAAGGCUGGUUCGCGAAGAUUGAAUUUCAGGAUCAGAGUGAAUUGGAAGGCUUGAUGAGUAAGGAAGAGUAUGAUGCUUUCGAGAAGGACUAG